Messenger RNA from Antrostomus carolinensis (chuck-will's-widow), 279 nucleotides. RefSeq names its product dihydrofolate reductase (gene DHFR). The annotation marks the transcript as partial. Gene Ontology annotation, molecular function: dihydrofolate reductase activity; NADP binding. Gene Ontology annotation, biological process: tetrahydrofolate biosynthetic process; dihydrofolate metabolic process; folic acid metabolic process. NCBI's taxonomy places the organism in Eukaryota, Metazoa, Chordata, Aves, Caprimulgiformes, Caprimulgidae. Gene Ontology annotation, cellular component: mitochondrion. The record is from RefSeq and is a predicted model, not a curated record. The transcript is spliced from 3 exons.
GAGUACAAGUACUUCCAGAGAAUGACCAGCACGUCACAUGUGAAAGGUAAACAGAAUGCACUGAUAAUGGGUAGAAAAACCUGGUUCUCCAUUCCUGAGAAGAAUCGUCCUUUAAAAGACAGAAUUAAUAUAGUGCUCAGCAGGGAGCUCAAGGAAACCCCCAAAGGAGCACAUUAUCUUUCCAAAAGUCUGGAUGAUGCUUUAGCUCUUUUGGAUUCACCAGAGUUAAAAAGUAAAGUAGACAUGGUUUGGAUCGUCGGAGGCACUUCAGUUUACAAG